Molecule: messenger RNA, 4155 nt
Organism: Diorhabda carinulata
Lineage: Eukaryota; Metazoa; Arthropoda; Insecta; Coleoptera; Chrysomelidae
Product: beta-1,4-N-acetylgalactosaminyltransferase bre-4
Exons: 6
Coding region: 342-1523 (393 amino acids)
Biological process (GO): glycosphingolipid biosynthetic process; carbohydrate metabolic process
Molecular function (GO): N-acetyl-beta-glucosaminyl-derivative 4-beta-N-acetylgalactosaminyltransferase activity
Source: RefSeq, a predicted model, not a curated record
UUUGGCAAGUACGCAUUUGUGGAACACUGCGAGUGUCUGGUUUAUUUGAUUGCGUUAAGUGGCUAUUGGCUGUUGUUAUUUACGAGGUCCGAUGGUGGUCGCUAUUCGGAGAUUUCGUUAAUCGAGACGACGCGGCCUUCAGACUGUGUUCGUUCUGUACGUUUUAAAAGUAAAAGCAUUGUAGGACACAUUCUUUUCACUAAAACAAUGUUUUAGAGUUUACAAUAUGGAAUAUUUUGUUUUCAUUACUUAGAUAAAUCACAAAUUAUGGAGAUCAGGAAAUAAGGAGUAACUGGCUCCUAAAAUAUGACAUAUUUACAAAAAAGGUAAAGGGGUGGGUUAUGCCACCUUGGUGCCCAACCACCCCUUACAAGGGGUUAUUUAUACUAGUGCUGGCAUUCGUACUUUUAGAAUAUUUCUUCAAUACCUUCACAAAUUCAAAAAUUUACAAUUCAAACAAAUUGUCUCGGAAUGCUAAAGAAUUUCAGACAUACGGACCCCUUUUGAAGACUUUACUCUUUAAGAACAACAAAACCAAUGUGCAUAACAAUACGAUUAUAUACACAACGAAGAACGAAUCCUAUUAUAGUUAUAUUGUAACCGAACCGUCGUUUUCAACCAACAACCUCAAUAGCUCCCCUGUAACAUUAUCAGCUAUUAGUAUUUCCACCAUCGAAAUAAAAAAUGAUUCUAGAUUGUAUAAUUCGACGUUGCCGUUAUGUCCAGAUGACAUCUCUUCCAGUUUAGAUGGUAGAAUACCAAUAAUACGAAGUCCAGUACCAUCCGUUGAAGAAUUGGAGAACAGGUUCACCUGGCUCCAACCUGGUGGACAUUGGCAACCUCCGAACUGUAGAGUUUUAAAAAGUGUAGCAAUAGUAAUUCCGUUCAGAUGUAGAGGUGAACAUCUAUUGCUUUUUCUGCAACACAUGCAUCCAUAUCUUAAAAAGCAGCAAUUAGAUUACACCAUCUUUGUAGUAGAACAAGAUGGUGAUGGUCCUUUCAAUAGAGCUAUGCUAAUGAAUAUAGGUUAUAGAGAGGCUUUGGAAAUUAAAUGGUUUGACUGUUUUAUAUUUCAUGAUAUUGAUUUGUUGCCUGAGGAUGAUCGAAAUUUGUAUACUUGUCCAGAACAACCAAGACAUAUGAGUGUGGCUGUAAAUAUAUUUAAGUAUAAAUUACCGUACCCAGCAAUAUUUGGUGGAGUGUCUGCUAUUAGUACCGACCAUUUUAAAUUAUUAAAUGGAUUUUCAAAUUCGUUUUGGGGUUGGGGAGGUGAAGAUGAUGAUAUGUCUAAUCGAAUUAGAUACCACCAUCUUCAUAUUUCAAGAUAUCCUAUAAGUAUUGCUCGGUAUACAAUGUUGACGCACAAAAAAGACAAACCUAGUCCAUCUCGUUAUGAUAUACUCAAACAAGGUGAGCAACUUUACGAUAAAGACGGAUUGAAUAGUUUGAAGUACAAACGUAUUCAAAGGAAGUUCAAUUUGUUGUACACUUGGGCUCUGGUACGUAUCGACUCACCCAGUUGAUGAACAAACCUGACGUCAUAGAAUGUUCAAUUAGUGAGAUUAAAUUGUGAUGUAGAAUGAUUGUAAAACAGAAAAUGAUUCUAUGUUAGAUUUCUAUAUUAUGCAAUUAUUUGAUAAGGUUAAUUUAUCAAUGUGUGAAUAUACUCAAAUUUUGUUUUGUCAACUUUUAUUUCUGUUUAACAAAGUUGCUUAACUGUUAAGCGGUACAUGGAAUGACGCGAACUGUAGACCUCGCGCAACUAACAUCUUUGAUUAUAAAAUACAAGCUAACAUGAAUCUCAGAAACCGUAGAUUUUUUAUUUAUCAUACAUUUGGGACCGGAAGCAUGGUCGCAACGAAAAAAGGUCGGAUUAUCAGAGGAAAAUUUUUAUUGACCCCUAACAUCACAAUAAAGUUGAUUGUGUACAGUAUAUACCGUACUAUAAAAAUUGUUAUCAUGCGAUAAGAUAUUGUUAAUCUGAAAGGAAGUUUAACAACACACAAUUUAAUUAAAACGUGAGAAAAAGGGUAAAAGAUGUUCUUAAUCGGGACGAAAAAAGUCUAUAAUGUUCUUUUGCUUAGCAGAAAACAACCUUGAUUUUGCCGCGAUGUUCCACCAUUUCCCAAUUCACAAAAUAUCUAUAGGGGUAGACGCAGAGUUUUUUUCGAUGUACUGAAGGGCUGUAUCAAAAGAAUUUUUAGCAAGUAUAUGCGAUACUCUAGCCAUAUGUUCAUUGUCUUUGUUUUCGUCAUCGUUCUCGUUCCCAUCGUUUGUUCGAGUUAGAAAGUCAAUGAUUCGAUCGUCAGUUAAUUCUUCCAUUGUGCAGUCAACGUCAGCUGUACUGAUCCUCUCACUUACGUCACUGGGCUCAACAUUCGGUUGUAAAAUUUGCAAAUUCCUCAAAAUUAUUCAAGUGUCUUUCGUCAUUUGUUGCACGGGUUGUUUCAUCUUCAUUCUCUUUACUCGACAUUGUCGAUGACAUUCGACAUUUCGAAGCAAAAAUGCCGUUAAUCCUAGCAAAUGAUUUCAGAUAUUUGUCUCAGGGAGUUAGUCACCAAUUCUUGAGUUUUCAAAUGGGUUUGUUUUCUUUAUAAUUUACUUGGAUCCCACUGACAGAAAAGUCAUUUUUAUCGUUAUUUGAUUUAUAAUUAUUAAAUUUCCGUGUGCAACUACAAACAACCUUAUUUUUCUAGUGUAGUUGUGCGCGCUGUACGUCACAGAAUGUCAAAAACAUUACACUAGAAAAAUAAGGUUAUGUUUUUGACAUUUUGUGGCGUACAGCGCGUUAUAAAAAGAGUGUUGGUUAACUUCAACGUCACGAGCGCGGUCAUUGUGUGCAUUAUCACGGUUUCUCAACAAAGUGAACUAACUUUGAUAUUUAUGAACGCCUACAGCGGGUUCAUUCUAUCUACCGCAUAAUGUUGAAAACUACUUAAACACUGAAAGAUAAAUAGGAUUAUGUAAAUUUAAGUAUUCAUCUCAUUGUAUAUUCGUUUUAAUGUUGCAUUAUUUUUACUUAAAUAUAAAAUUCCUCCUAUUUCAAAUUUCUGUUAUUAUUUGAGAUUUGAAUGGAAAAUGAAGUCAAUAUUAGUAUUAGUAUUUGAAAAUGAUAAAAGCUUACUAAUGGAAAAACUUGAUUGUAUUUAUGAAAUAUAUUUCGACAUAUACUUAGAAGUUCAAUAACUACUUUAUUUUUCUAAUGUAACACUCUAUAUGUUAAGCAGGCUAGAAAGGAUAUAUUGUUGUGUUUUGAAACAUUCUGAAGAACUUGCAAGACUAUUUAGGGCUUCGAAUUGGCGAGAGUAGCACACAACGGAUAAGAUGUCAAAAUUUCUAAACUGGUUUAAGGGGUAACACCACUGUAGAGCCCGGUUUUUGAUAAGAAGUCAGAAUUUAUAAAGAGGUUUAGGGGGUAACACCACUGUAGAGCACGGUUUUUUCCAAAAAAAACUUUAUAUCAGAUGCAAAACCUAAUUAGAUAACUCUAUUAUACAUGCGUUCAAGUAAUUAAAUUAAUUUUUACAGAGGGUUCAAAAACAAAUUGGCGUCAAUAAAGAGCUAUAAGCAUAAGAGGAAUUUUUAUGGAGGCCCCCACUACCACCAACUUUCGUGGUAGCUAUUAAUGUGAAACAUAAAAAUCAAGUUUUUAAUAUUGUUUGAACUAAAAGCAAGAAAACUACAUAGAGGUUUAAAAAAAUAUCAAAUUUUAACAAAAUGGCGGAAGUUCCCUAUCCCUACGUAGAUCCCUAGAAAAUGAUGUUAUAAAGCUUCUGUCACGGUUUUAAAUCAAUCGUAUAAAAAUUGGAUGAACAAUUGUGGUGGUAGUGUUAGAAAAUUAAAUAUUAUAAUAAUGAUUUUAUGAUAAUAUUGUUUCCGAGAAAAAAAAUCAAUGGAAUUUCAACCACAUGCAUAUACACCCUAUUACUGUAGUUUGUUACACCCUCUACAUCUUUAUUAUAAAUGAAAAGGUUAUUGAACUCCAGAGUAUGUUCAUUACCUGAUAUAUACCAUUCAAUUCAACAAAGAAAAAUUCUUUUUCCAUUUUUUCUUUACUUUAAUUCUAAAUUUAGAAUUUAGUUACAUUUUGUACUUAGUCUAUUUUGUCAUCAUAUUUGUGUAUAUAACAAUUUUUCAAAUAAAACAUGUAUGUAA